UCAUACGCUCUCGUCGUGUACGCAUCAAAAGGUAUCGCGCAGUGCCCGACGGACAAGAGAGUGGCGAGCAUCCUUUUCUCCGUUUGGCUCCAGCAGCUCAUCACUUGGCAUCGAGAUGCGACUGCUGGCGGUGAGCGCGUUGCUGCUGCUGCUGCCGUGCCUUUUGCCUCUUUAUGUUUCGGGCACCGGCUGGGCCGACUACCCGCGAGCGCACAUGAGGAUGGAACCGUUCAAAAGCAACGACACGGGUCGGAUCCUGACCAGCCUACUGGUGCUGCUCGGCGCGAAAAGCAACACGACGGUCACCUCGGACGACGACAGGACACAGGUCAGCAACCGCAUCACGCCAGGAUGCGACUUCUACCAAAACGUCGAGCCGUCGGACAAAUUUUACAUCUACUCGCCCAACUAUCCAAACACGUUUGCGCCCCACGUCGCAUGCAGAUGGUACGCAGUCGCUCCCGUCGGUUGGAGGCACGAACUGGAAUGCAGAGAAAUCCAACUGGACGACGGGGAACCUGGCGACAAUACCUGUGAGGGUGGAGACGUCCUCUGGGUCUCCCUUUCUGGAGAUUCGAGGCUUCGGGAUGCUCACGGCUACUGUGGUGUCGGCAGUUUCUUGACCCUGAGCCAUUCGAAUCUGCUGAAUAUAGUGUUUCAAGCUGGCGCCAGGUACAAUCCUGGCAGCAGGUUUUUCUGCGAGCUCAAGAUUCGUCCAGCCAACGAACUGACAACGGUCGCUCCCCCAGUGGUAACCAGCAGACCCCAACCUUCAUGCUCUUGUGGUCGUAGAUCAGCGGAGGUUGACGAUUUUGAUACAAACCGAAUCGUAGGUGGAACGGAAACUGGUAUAAACGAAUUCCCCAUGAUGGCGGGGUUGGUGGAUUUGGAGUCCUCCCAAGUGAUUUGUGGAGCGACGAUUAUUUCGCCAAGAAGAGCCAUCACAGCAGCUCAUUGUCUCGUGCAGAGGUCGCCCAGCUCUGCUGUAUUACUCGUCGGCGACCAUGAUUUAAGUACUGGGACGGACACGAAUAAGGCAGCAGUAUUCAGAAUACAGAGAUUUUUGGCUUUCCCGCAGUACAACACGGUGACGCAGAAAAAUGAUAUCGCCAUCAUUGAAACCUUGAGAGAAAUGCCUUUCGAUUCAGCUGUUGGACCAGUUUGCCUGCCCUUUAGAUUUGAAGACAGGGAUUUCGUUGACGAUGAAGUGAUCGUUUUGGGAUGGGGAAACACCGCUUACAACGGAGAACCAUCCUCAAAGUUGCAAAAAGUGGAGCUGGGAGUUGUGACAGAGGAGAGGUGCAAAAGCGCUUACCCUUCUGGAAACAACAUUGACAACCUCCAAAUUUGCACAUUUAAAAGCGGCUCAGACGCAUGUCAAGCAGACUCUGGGGGACCAGUAAUGUGGCAGGACCCAGAAACAAGAAGAUUACAUUUGGUGGGCAUUGUAAGCUAUGGAUUCAGGUGCGCUACUGAUUCCCCAGGAGUCAACACAAGAGUUACUAAAUACUUGGACUGGAUUCAGCAAGUCACGGGAGAUGACUUUUGCGUCGCCUAGCAAGAUAUUGGGAGCAUUUUAAAAUCUGUAUUUGAAUAUGUUAUAUUUAUUUUCAUGUAUUUUCUAUUCAAACUAAGAAUUUUAAAAGUAAAAUAAAUAUAAGAGACCCCAUAACAUA
This is a messenger RNA of Cloeon dipterum, 1676 nucleotides long. Its product is annotated as venom serine protease-like. The record is from RefSeq and is a predicted model, not a curated record. The transcript has 10 exons. Gene Ontology annotation, biological process: proteolysis. Lineage: Eukaryota; Metazoa; Arthropoda; Insecta; Ephemeroptera; Baetidae. Bases 116 to 1558 code for a protein of 480 amino acids. Gene Ontology annotation, molecular function: serine-type endopeptidase activity.